AUGGCGGCGGGGAAGAAAGAGCGAAAGAAGGAUGGAGUACGGGAAAGUCGGCGUGGAAGACCAAGAACCCGCAAUGUCGAACGAAGUAGAGCAUUAAUACAAACAUUUCCAAGGAAAAAAAAGAAUUUUCCACGUCAAGUAUUAUUAGAAAACGAUGUUGACUGUGAAAGAUUGAAUGCUAUCAAAACAACACGAAAGUUAAAAAGCAACUCCGAUGUUGUCCGUUUCCUUCUGGAUCGUUAUGAAAACAUCAGCCGGUCAGGAAUAUCGUCUACAGGUAGGAGAAGGAAAAACUUACCAGAAGAAUUUGAUGACUACCAAUUCCACUGUAAGUCAUGUGGUUCAGAAGAUAUUGAGGUAAUGGCCAAAGUGAGGGCACCACCACAAACAUCAUUACCUGCUGAUCGUGUCAGUGUGAAAAUUGAAUGUGAUGAUAACAUUAUGAGUAAUGACAAACAUAUCAAGGAGACCAGGAGUGCUGCCAAAAAUGCUCUUCUGGAACCUCGACCAACAAAUCUAUUUUGUAAUGCAUCUGUGAUUAGGGAUAUCAACAAAGCAAAUUGUGAAGAUGAUGAAACUGUUCCUUAUAAAAAAAGAAGGAAAAGAACUUUUCCAAUAACAGCUGAUGAAACAGCUCCUAUUACAACACCGAAAUCAAAUACAAAUAUCAAUGAAAUUUCUUCUACUGUGACAAAAUCAACCACAGAGACUGACGAAGUUGCUGCUACAAAAUCAACCACAGAGACUGACGAAGUUGCUGCUACAAAAUCAGCUACAAAAACUGAUGAAGUCAUUGCUACAACAAAAAAUUCAACCAUAGAAAAUACUGCCACAAAAUCAGCAGAGCCAGUGACAUGUGCAGAUACUGAGGAAUCCAUGGAACAAACAGCAGUUGAGAAUAGUGAUGAUCAAGUGGACAAGGUCACAUAUAAUCAAGAAAAUCUGGUUGAAAAUAAAGAAAGUGAUGAAGACGACGGUCGACGACGCAGUACAAGGCUAAAAGGAAAAGAUCGCAUAUCAUUUACCAAGAUGAUUGAAUUGGAUAUAAGUGAUGAAGAUUUAGACAAUAGUGAAGAUGAUCUUGAUGAAGAGGAAGAUGACGAUGAUGAGAUGUGUGAUGAAGAUGAGAUUGAAGAAGGUGAAAGUAGAGAGAUAUCAAAGAUAAAACAGAAGAAAAAUGAGGUUAAAGAUGUUGAUCCUGAUUUUGACCCAGGGACAGAUGACGAGGAUGUCAAGGUGGAAGUUAGUGAUGGUCACAGUGCAGAGGAAAGUGUAGGUGGUGUAACAACACCCAAAUUAAAGAGAGGUCGCAAAAAGAAAUGGCUUGAGGAUGAGAGUGACCCAGAAAACUUUUGGAGAGUCAGAAAAAAAUACAAACUUACUGUAAAGGAAAAAGAGGCAAAAAGGAUAGCUAAGGUGAGAAAGAAAGAAAGAAAACAACAACUGAAGGAGCUACGAACUAUUCACAGAAGUGCUAUUGAAAAAUGUCAAGAUAUGACUGUUAAGUUGGAAGAUCAUGAGGACAAGUAUGAACUAACAGUGUUCACCUCCCAAAGUCAAAAGGAUAGAAAUCUAGACUUCGAACAUAAGUCCUACUACAGGUACACAUGUAAACUAUGUGACGGCCAGUUUAAUGCUUCAGACAAAGCCUCUAUGGAGAACCACAUCAAGUUACACCUGCAGGGUCAGUUAACAUGUGGUGACUGCGGUUUGACAUUUAGUAAGCCACUCGUGUUGUUUCAUCACAAGAUUGAAAAGCACAUAGAGAAAUUCUACACCUGCGAAUUCUGUGCUGAACAAUUUUAUACUCAGAGAAGUCUUAAAGUGCAUUUGGCAAAAAAACACGACCAAAAACCAUUUAAGUGUCCAAAAUGUCUUGAGUAUUUUAGCUGUCGAGCUGAUAAAAAGAAACAUGUUACUGUAGCACAUCCCGAACUUGCUGCUCAGUGUGAAAAGUGUGGAGAAUUUUUCUUCGGCCCUGAUAGACUGCAGUGUCAUGUAAAGGGGAUGAAAUGUAAAGAGAAGUCAUCCUCAGAAGGAAACAAAAUCCCUUGUGAAGUAUGUGGGAAGAUAGUUCUUAGGUCGGGGAUGAAAAAACACAUGGACACGAUACAUCUCAAGAUCCACAGCCACAAGUGUGAAAUCUGUUCAUUCACAACUAACUCUACUCAGUCCAUCAAAAAUCAUAGGAUGAGGCAUACAGGUGUCCACCCAUUUAAAUGUCAGUUGUGUGACUUUUCCUGUGUCCAAGACUAUCAGUUGAAGAGUCAUAUGCGGACCCAUACUGGUGAGAAACCUUACAAAUGUGAUCAGUGUAGCUACGCCUCAGCUUGGAAUGUCCAGCUCAAGGAACACAGAAAGGCACACCAGAGUCCUACACAGAGCACCUGUGACAUAUGUAACAUCACAUUCAAACAUGACCGUGGAAUUUCGCUUCAUAUGAAAAAGCAUCAUUCUAAUCUAGUUACAGGAGCAAGUAAAAAGGUUGAAAGGUCAGGGCCUUGCUCGGAAGCUGCUACCAACAAGGCUGUUAGUGCUAACAAGGAUGUUAAUCAGAAGCUUGGUUCAAAAAUUAUAGUGAUUGGUUCAUCACAGUUGGAAGGAAUCACGGGGCCGAAUCACAUUCCUGAGGAAGUACAAGAUCAACAGAUAGAUCUCCAACGGACACCGGCUACUCAGUAUGUGGCAAUGAAACAAACUGAAUACCACUCCGAUUUGUCGGGAACAUCCAACCAAGCUGAGUACCAAUCACGGGAAAAAACACAGUACCAUUCCCCAAAACAGGUCGAGUACCAACAACAAACUGAAUACAUUUCUCCAAAGCUGACAGAGUACAAUUUAAGUAAACAGACUGAGUAUACUUCUAAAGAGAUAGAGUAUGGUAUAAGCCACACAGAGUAUGUGACUACAAGUGAUCAGACAUAUUCGGAAGUUCAUGUCAAUUACUCACCUGACAAUGCGGAGUAUGAUGCCACCCAGCCAGGCUACAUUGUACACAUAUCCUGUCAGCCUGACUAUAUGCCUGCGGAACAGGUGAUUACCACUUCAUCUGACGUAUGAGUUCGUUACCUGCAUAAGAUGUAAUUAGCCAAAUGAUAUAUGCAAGAGGCUGUUUUUUUCUUAAUCAGUUUUGGAAAAUUAAAAAAAUGGCAAUUUGUUGGUCGAUAUUUUUUGCCAUUUUUUUUGUGACGGUGCUGACAUUGUGUUACAUUCAUUAGUGACUUCUUAAUUUCUGGUUGGCAAAAACAUAGAUGGAUUUAUUUUCUGAUGAGACAAUGGAUAGAGGUUAGGUUGAAUAUAACACUCUGAGUGCAUUGUAUAUAUGUACAUUUUACAUAUGUUAAUGUCUGAGAAUUGCAUUGAAUUCUUCAGCUAGUUUCCUUAUUAAUUCAUUAUGUCUUUCAUUUAAAGAAUGCUGUAAUAGUUAUAUACUGUGGGUCGGGGGGGAUCUGUUAUUGUAUAAAGCUGUAAAUUUACUAAACUACAUUAAUUGUUUAAAUAACUGAUGUUCUGUACUUUAUCAGAUACUUUAAUCAUAACUUGUUAAAUCUGUCUUGUCUGAAGCCUGAAUGAUUAGAAUGUGCAUUAAGGCAUCAGUGUCACCAUUAGAGACAUGAUGAAAUCAGAGUCUACAGUGGACACUACUGUAUAUAUGUUGUAAUUGAAUUUUGACCAAAGAUUAUUUGUUCUGAUGACGGCUAGUCUAACUUAGCCUAAACAUGUUGAUAAUAAAACCACGGAAUCCUGAUGUUAAUACUCCAUUGUUGAGAUUCUGUUGAAUGUUAUUGGGUAUCUACCUAGAUUCCUUCAUGAUCAAAUCUACUACUGAAGGCAACCAGGAUGUUAGCUCUCCCUGUUAGGAUUAUAUUGAAAGAUUUAAAAGUGUACAUAUAUAUUGUAGCUUAAGUGAUGAUAUUUGAAAAGGUGAACAUAGUUAUUUAUGUUGUUGCCUGGUUGUUAUGACUUGAUGCCUGGUAAUUUUAUUAUAUUCAAGCACACCUGUCUAUAAAGGCCACUUUUUUCUGUACCCCUGAGUGGCCUUUAUGAAUAGGUCUAUAAUGUACAGAAUUCAGCAUUGCUUAGACAAUAAUGAUGUACAGAAUAUUUGAUUGAUCAGAAUCUUCGGCUUUAAUCACAUGUGCUUGUCUGGCACACUGAACAGUCAUGAUGUGUUUUAGAACUGUGUAAGAAAGUCCUGAAAUGUUUCUAUAUCCAAACAGUCAAUAUGCUAACAAGAACAAGAUUGAAAUGGUUGAAAUUAUUAUCUAA
Messenger RNA from Ylistrum balloti, 4269 nucleotides. RefSeq names its product zinc finger protein 761-like. The transcript is spliced from 4 exons. Gene Ontology annotation, biological process: regulation of DNA-templated transcription. The record is from RefSeq and is a predicted model, not a curated record. Bases 1 to 3060 code for a protein of 1019 amino acids. Lineage: Eukaryota; Metazoa; Mollusca; Bivalvia; Pectinida; Pectinidae. Gene Ontology annotation, molecular function: RNA polymerase II cis-regulatory region sequence-specific DNA binding; DNA-binding transcription factor activity, RNA polymerase II-specific.